Molecule: messenger RNA, 930 nt
Organism: Fulvia fulva
Lineage: Eukaryota; Fungi; Ascomycota; Dothideomycetes; Mycosphaerellales; Mycosphaerellaceae
Product: RHOMBOID-like protein 12, mitochondrial
Exons: 1
Coding region: 1-930 (309 amino acids)
Cellular component (GO): membrane
Molecular function (GO): serine-type endopeptidase activity
Source: RefSeq, a predicted model, not a curated record
AUGCUUACACUACGAGCUCGAGCACCGCGCAUCCGGAAAGGUCCUUGCCUACGCGUCACCCCACAAACACAGUCCGCGUCCGCAGCAAGAAGGACCUUCAGAUCCACGUCCGACAAGCAGACUCCCUUCUUCUCGUCCCAGCCCGGACACCGCACAACAUCAUCAGCAUCGGGACGCCUAGGCCUCAACCUAUUCCGCUCUUACACAAGCUAUGGUCCUUCGGGUCCUGCCUACCGCUCCGCCAAGUCCGUCGCCUGGGCUCUCAUCGGCCUGAAUACUGCAGUCUUCGCCACGUGGCAGUGUGCCAAAGCAACCAGGGACACGAAGCUCAUCCGAUUCAUGGACAACAACUUCCUGCUCUCCACCGACAGCAUCAAGGCAGGCCGAUACCACACGCUGCUUACCUCUGCCUUCUCCCACAGAGACAUCGGACACUUCGUCUUCAACAUGAUCGCUCUCUUCACUUUCGGCAACCUCCUCGCCAUCUCUGGCGUCGGCCGCUUUCACGUCCUUGCGGCGGGACUUGGGAGUGCUCUCGUCGGAUCUUUGGCAAGUCUAUAUCAUCAGUGGCCACGUCAGGCUCCGCAAAAGCGCGACGUCUGGGGAGCAUUUGGAGGCGGGAGGACCAGGGUUCUCAUGCAGAAUCUGGGAGCAAGUGGACUGGUGAUGGGACUGGGGGCCACUGCCACUUGCCUCAUGCCAUUCGCUCCGAUGAGGCUGAUCUUUAUGCCGUUGAUUCCGAUUCCUCUGUUCGUGCUCACGCUUGUUUACUUUGGUGUCGAUGCCUUCUUCCUCGAUCGAGGCCAGACGGGGAUUGGCCAUGCGGCACACAUGGGUGGCACCGUCUUUGGUGCCAUCUACUACUUCACAUACCUGGGCAAGUACGGUGGCGUGUGGCCAAUGCUGAGGAGGGCAAUCAUGAGGAGGUAG